CUGCUGUUCGCGUUCUUCGCCGUCGCAUUUGCAGCUAAUGGAUCCUCCACCUAUACGUAUCAGCACCAAGGGUCCAAUGCGUUCUCUUUGGCUCUUGGACUAAACACGACCGGCAAUGACCUAUAUUUUAACAUGUCUGCUCCAUCAACUUAUUCAUGGUUUGCGUUUGGCAUUGGAGGCCAGAUGAAGAAUUCACUCAUGUUUGUUGGGUACCCCAGCUCGAACGGCACAGGUGUGACUCUGAGCCCACGACUCUCCACCGGACACCAACAACCACAGUACACGUCCUCCAAGAACGUCCAGGUUAGAUCUAGCUCCAUCACUAACGGAGCAUAUCAACUCAUGGGCGUAUGUUACAACUGCACGACCUGGUCUCUUGGAACAAUGGACACAACGUCAACUCAACAGCCCUUCAUCUUUGCCCUCGGACCCACGGGUGAAACCAUCUCUAGUGACUCGACGUCUCAGAAUAUCGAUCAACACACCUUGUACAACUCUUUCUCGAUGGAUAUGACGCAAGCUGCCUUCUCCGGCUCCAACACGCCCGCAUUGGAUUCUGGCAGUACCGCUGCUUCAUCAAAUGGUGCAAGUGACUCUUCCUCUGGCGCAUCUACUGGUGCAUCUACUGGAGGAGGUGACAACACAUACAACCGUGUUCACGGCAUAUUCAUGGCCAUUGCAUUUGUCAUCCUCUUCCCCUUGGGUGUUUUGGUGCUCCGUCUUGGCCACAGCGUCAUUGGCCAUGGUAUCGUCCAAGCCACGGCAUACUGUUUCGUGAUUGUGGGUCUGGGAACUGGUAUCUACUUGUCCCAACAAGAUAAAUCCAUGAGUGGAUACAACUCAGCUCACCAAAUCAUCGGACUCGUUCUCUUCUCCCUUCUCGCAAUCCAAGCUCUCGGUGGCCUCAUCCACCACCUUCUCUUCCGCCGCGGCCACAAAACCAUCAUCGGAAAGGUGCACAUGUUCCUCGGUAUCGGCUUAAUUAUCUUGGGCAUCGUCAACGUACCUUUGGGUCUCAACCUCGCGGGCGACAGCAACUACAACAAAUACUAUAUUAUUGUUGUUUGUAUCCUCGGUGCUCUAUUCUUGGCCCUCCGGUUCUGGGCGCUGUGGAGGGACAGAAAGUCGGCAAAGAGGGAGGGAAGUGAGAAGGGUGUUUUGAGAAGGGGCUCUAGCAGUGAAGAAGCUGUCAUG
This is a messenger RNA of Aureobasidium vineae, 1194 nucleotides long. The record is from the annotation of a GenBank genome assembly. Lineage: Eukaryota; Fungi; Ascomycota; Dothideomycetes; Dothideales; Saccotheciaceae.